Peronospora matthiolae is the source of this 1080-nucleotide messenger RNA. NCBI's taxonomy places the organism in Eukaryota, Oomycota, Peronosporomycetes, Peronosporales, Peronosporaceae. The record is from the annotation of a GenBank genome assembly.
AUGACAGUGCCUCUGCCGCUACGCCACCCAGGCCCUCACUCAGGAGCCAAAUUAAGGCGGUGGGCGACAGCAUUACUCUUAUCCUCACCCGAAUUACAAAUUGGAGAGGCUCUCAACACGCCACCAGCACUCCGACCCCGACACGAGCCUCCGUUCACGGUAAGCUUUGACUGGCGACUGAACAGCGCUGGCAGCAUUGAAGGUCGGCCAUCGUCCAGUUCGCGGAGCCCACCCACGUCUUUCACUCUACACCAAGCCAGUGACGGGCUGCGAUGGUUUUUUCAGGGAUCGGUGCCGGAGUUAAUCGCCGAGUCCGACGUCGCUCGACAGGCGCUUACCCGCGAGCUCUUGACAGGAGGUCUCGUUUUUGAAGCGAACCCGCAGAUUCACAAUUUUCCUUGGUUUAUUCCGGACACAACGUCCAACAUUCACAUCGUUCAGGAACUCGGUCGCCAGGCUUUUCGGUUUCACAAGAAAGUAUUUGCCCGCCCCUUGAAGGAUUUUGUCUCACGUCUCGACGACAGGGCUCUCGUCGACAAGUGGCAGAGUGCCGCUCUCAGGCAAUCUCCGCGGCAAGUGUGGGAUCAUUGUCAUGGACUCUCUCCGUAUCAAGUAUUGACAGGGUAUCGGGUCGCGACGCGCCAGCUCAACCUGUACCAUGCGGCGCGCCCUGAGGACAAAAGUUGCCGGAAGGCACCAGCCUGUCACGGAUGUGUAGAGACGAUCAUGCAUGUUUUUUGGGAGUGCAACAGCGCAACUGCCCUAUGGGUUAAACUAAUUGAGCACUGGACCGGGGAACGCGCGUCCCGCGAGCGGACCCAACAAUUCCUGGUCACCCGCGCCAGUCGCCAGGCCCACACGAAACUGUCACACCGGAUGAAAAUCUUAACCGACCGAUUUCAAGACGACGUAGCUGCGGCCACCCGCGUAUGGAAAGAAAUAUGGCAUAUUCUGGCGACGAUGUGUCAGACAAGGAUAUGGACAGACCGAAAUGCGGCAGUCUUCCGGGCAGAGCCUAUCGAUAUUACAAGGGGACCGACAGUUUCUGGGCCUCGUGCAUCCGCCAGCUUUGAGCUAUAG